This is a messenger RNA of Coccinella septempunctata (seven-spotted ladybird), 1268 nucleotides long. RefSeq lists its product as uncharacterized. Gene Ontology annotation, molecular function: calmodulin binding. Lineage: Eukaryota; Metazoa; Arthropoda; Insecta; Coleoptera; Coccinellidae. Bases 112 to 1155 code for a protein of 347 amino acids. The record is from RefSeq and is a predicted model, not a curated record. The transcript is spliced from 8 exons.
UAUCGAGAAUUCUACCUCAAAAAUCAGUUCUAUCAUUCGUACAGAACUUGUCACAAAGACGUGAGUCAAGAAUGUCAGUAGAUCCUCGUAGGUCUUAUUCGAGAUCAAAAAAUGGAUGUUACUCUUCAGCGGCAUUACGCGAAGUUCAUCUACGUAGUCCCAGACGGUUUGAGGGAGCUGAUCAGCGACAUCUCUAGAGAGGUACUGAGGAGUCAACCGAGUGAUUUGUACACCUUCAUCGCCGAUUACCUAGAUGCUCUGAUGAUCACCAGGGAGAACGCUAGAGUUGCUUCUAGACUGGUCGUGGACAUACUGCAGAUAAGCGAGACAACCGCCGAGCUCCUACAGAAGACUGGCUUGAAGAGGCACGAGGCAAACAGAGCUGCGGCCGUUAUCCAGAAGAAAUUCAAGAAAUUCCUCGAGAACAAAUAUCCGAACAAGCAAGAACGACCCAAAGACACCGAAAUGAUAGUUACGGAGAUAUUGGAAGAGGCCAAUCUGACGCGGGAAGACGCCGAAGCAGCUGCCAUGAUAAUACAGAAGGCCUUCAGGAGCUUCCUGCAGAGGAGAGAACGGGAGAUGGAGCUACUUGGUGGUAUGAUCGACUGGAGGGUUGCGGCCAGAAGCGCCAUCGCCCUGUAUAGGAAGACUGGCGCUACCUACCAAGAGUGUCACAGGGCCGCCACUCUCAUCAAGAGUGCGUACAGGGGAUACUACCAGAGAAAAGUCAUGUCCAAACUCGUCGAAGAAGUCAAAGCUGGCGAUUCGGUGGAGUGUCUAUGCGAUAUGUAUUCCAUUGACGUCCCGGCCAUAGAGCCCGCGCGUCCAUCCAGCGAAGAAUGCAUAUGCUCGAUGGAAAGCGACACCAUCCUAGCCGUGGAGAUAAGGGAUGAGGGUUGCCUCUGCGAGUUCACUUCUUCCGAGUUGAUCAGAAUAGGAAAAGGAGAGAAAAUUCUGACGGACGAAGGCUUCGCGCCUUUGGUGGACGAGCCAGAAGAAGCGGAGGAUGACGGUUAUUGCUAUUGCGAGAAAAAUCCCAUCAUCGAGGUGGAGCAAAUCGACAUGACGGAACCGAUCGAGGAAAACGUGGAGUUCAAACACGUUCCGCUUCUUUACGACGAAGGAGAAGGGGAACAAAACGAUGACUACAACUGAAGCAGAGGUGAGAAAUUCGCUAGUGGAAAGAUUAAUUGACUUGAUCGAGAAUUGAUAAUGUGAUUUUGACUCUUUGGAUUUUUUCUGGAAGUAAAUUCUGUGUUGGAAUUGAA